AUGGCUCGACUUCAACCCUUCAAGCAAGCUCAAGAUUAUCUUCCACGAUUAAGAGCAGUAUUUUUUGCACGAUGGGAUGAAGACAAAGGUUGCGAGAUCUCAUAUCAAGUUCCAGAGGGAUCGGUUGUGAGAAGCGCUGAUACUUUAUUGGAGUUCUCAGAUGUGCUCGAUUUCGUCUUACCUAAAAAACAUCUCUGCGGACAUCUUGUCACCAUAGCGGCGGAACAAGCGAAAAUUUUGGGAUACCCGAUCUUAAUUGAGGACGAAGCGAAAUAUGAACGAAACUUUCUGAUGUUCAAUCUAUGCUUUGUGUUCGAUCGAGAUGCAGAGCUGUCUGGCUACGAGCCAGUGGCUCGUAGAACGGGUAGACUCUUGAGGUCAAUGGAACAAACACUGUCCUUAAUAUCAGCACCAGACUCACCCCUAAAAGUGAAAUCAAUGCUUGAGGGGCUUUUCGAAGAACUGAAUUCAUUCUCUGAGCUUUCAAUCUCAUUCGGUUCAUCUCGAACGUUGGACCUCAAACUUUUCCCAUUUUAUGGAAACCCACCAAGAGUUGAAGAUUGGGAUGUACCUAUUGCGUUAGCCCCCCUUAUGAGAUUAAGGGAUGAUGUGACUUGGGAUUUGACCAUGUACAAGCUCGUUCCUUUUAUCGAUGGUACAGCCACCGUACAAAAGAUUUCUAAGCAGGCUGAUGUAGAUCUAUAUCUCACACGAGAAUGUAUGCAACACCUCGUCUUUUUUGGAUGUUGCAUCAUGACCGAUGCUUUUCGAUUCUCGAAUUGCUACACCCUAGUCGGUGGACCAGCUCUGGAUGCACUUGGUGAUUCUGAGUACCCAGAGUCACAAGAAAUGCAGGAAGAGUUGGAGGCUUACAUAGAGCUGGCGCCAGAUAAGCUCGCUAUCCCUAUUUCUGAUCUGCUGACAUUAUACACCAAGUUUUGGUCUGGCGUGACUGUACACGACUGGAUGGAGCAAAAUCAAGUCCAUAAACUUCCAAUCGAUGUUCGACGGUUCAUCUCCUUUGGUACCAUCAAGGGCUUUCUCAAACGUCUACACUGUUAUCCA
Melampsora larici-populina 98AG31 is the source of this 1065-nucleotide messenger RNA. RefSeq lists its product as uncharacterized. The transcript has 7 exons. The record is from RefSeq and is a predicted model, not a curated record. Gene Ontology annotation, biological process: negative regulation of TORC1 signaling; positive regulation of autophagy. Gene Ontology annotation, molecular function: GTPase activator activity. The annotation marks the transcript as partial. Gene Ontology annotation, cellular component: vacuolar membrane; GATOR1 complex. NCBI's taxonomy places the organism in Eukaryota, Fungi, Basidiomycota, Pucciniomycetes, Pucciniales, Melampsoraceae.